Penicillium argentinense is the source of this 1428-nucleotide messenger RNA. Its product is annotated as Zn(II)2Cys6 transcription factor domain-containing protein. Gene Ontology annotation, biological process: regulation of DNA-templated transcription. Bases 1 to 1428 code for a protein of 475 amino acids. Lineage: Eukaryota; Fungi; Ascomycota; Eurotiomycetes; Eurotiales; Aspergillaceae. The transcript has 4 exons. The record is from RefSeq and is a predicted model, not a curated record. Gene Ontology annotation, molecular function: zinc ion binding; DNA-binding transcription factor activity, RNA polymerase II-specific.
AUGCCUGGUGUUCCAUCGAGCAAGGGCUGUGACGCCUGUCGCAAAGUCAAGAAGAAGUGCGACGAGCUUCAGCCCUGUACACGAUGUCGCAGGCUGCAGGUUAGCUGUAUUGGCAGUGGUCAGCAAAGGUUUAAGUUCAAAAAUGCCGAGUCGAAUCCGAUAAGUGGUCAAAAAGCCGUCAAGAGAAGUCGAGCCAUCGUACCGUCGGCGAGGGCAAUGGCCAGCAUCGAAAUCGCGGUUCAGAUACCCAAUAAUGAACUGGCAUCGUCCUUGAUCGGCACCUUAAACAUUACGGACAUUCGGUAUGCCUUGGAAUAUUACGGUUAUUUCUUAAAGGACAUCCCAAGGAGACUCGGAAGCAGUGUGGCUCUAGAUGCAGCCGUCAAGGCACUGGUCACUGCCUACCCGUACUUUCACGCACGAGACUUCCCUCCAGAUGCGCUACUGCAUUAUGGACGAUCUUUGCGAGCGUUGCGUGAGUCCCUGAACGAUCCAAGUGAGGCACGAUCGGCGAAUACGCUCUGCGCGGUCUAUAUCAUCACUAUUUGUCAGAGCUGGCUCGGAAAGUACGAUGAUCAGUUAUCCAGCCAUGGAGAGGCUAUUGCUCACCUGCUGAAGAUGGCCGAUCUCAGCCAGAUAAGGUCAAAUUUCGAGCGAGACAUCAUAAUUACCUUGACUGUGCCAGUCAUCCUGGAGGCCAUAGUCAACCCUCGAAUCAAAAUGGACGCAAAGUUCUUCCAGCUAGUUUCGGACCUCACGCAGAGCACUCAGCUGCCGCCAAACAACAGGAUCCCUCGAUCGACCACCAAGCUGCCCACCAUUGCGAAAUUCCCCCAGUGGAUUCGAAAUCUGACCUCGGAGGACAUACCGGAGAUUGCGUCCGCUUAUCUCCGGAUUCGAAACGACGCCCAUCAAAUGCGUGAAUACCUGGAUCAGUGGCCUGUGACGGAACGAUGCGUAUUUUCUUCACUGUUUGUGAUGCAACGCUCCCGAUACCAAGCCGGAUAUACCAUCUUGAUAACUUUGGGACUAAUGCUGAACUCUCUUCUCCGGGCCUUUGACCCCGGUAAUGAUGUUUUGCUCAUGGAGGCGACUUUCUACUGCGACGAAAUCGUGCUCGAGGCUGAGCUUGCGUCUUGCUACCGGCCUCUCGGUGCAGCUUAUAUUGCCUUGUGUCUUGUCGUUGCAUGGGCAGCUGCAGAAUAUCCACAACAAAUUACACGCAUUGACACUAUCUUGGCAGACUACCAAACGGACUUCAAGGAGAUUAGGUGGAUCGGGCGUGCCGUAUGGCUUAGAAAAACGUUCGCCAAUCACCGAAGAAACGCACAGCCUAAUCCAGUUGAGGGAGCAUCCGGGAGCUCGCAGAAACUUGUUGCGAACAGAUGCAACAAUGCAGCUCACCCGGAGUCGUGUUGUGUUAUGUAA